GGGCAUCUCCGGAGCCAGUGGGCCCGGGCGGGACCCCGGCCCCCGCUGGGAUCCGCCUCUGCCCGCAGCCGGAAGGUGGGAGCAGCCGCGCGGAGAUCGGCGCGGCGCCGGGAGGGUUAACGCUAACCCCUCCCCCCUGACAUCACGGCCGAGCGGGGAGAGGCCGGCGCCGGCGAGGAAAGAAAGAGCGAGAGGAGGCGCGCGGCUCCCUCGGCGCCCGGGCAGCGCCACAUUGUGCUGAUCGCGGCCGGCGGAGCGCGCACCUGGCUGGCUGUCGGCGCGCAGAUCGCCCCCCCCCCGAGCCGCCCGGGCAUCCGGCCGCCGCACCGCGCGCCCACCGCCUGGGCCUGAGCCCCCGCACGCCCACCGCCGCCUGGGCCCACGCCCCGCCACCACAGGCCCUAAGGACGCCGGCCCUGGACGCCUGCACGCUGGAGCCGAGCGGGAGGGCGUGAGCGCGCCGGGCCGGGAACCCGGGCAGCGGAGCAGCAGGGCAGCCGCGCCGCGCCGCGCCGGGGGUGGGUCCCUUCUCCUGAGCUCUGCGUGGAAGGAGAGGGCGGGACCGGCGCGGGGCGGAGAGCGAGGAGAGGGGCAUGACUGGUGCUACUGGCGGCGGGCAUCUGCCGAGCCUCUGAGCUGCCGGCGGCCGAGGCCUGGAUUGCGCCGCGCCGAGCGCUCCCCGCGCGCCCGCCCCCGGCCACCGCCGCGGCGGACCUGGAUCCUCGGAGCGCGCCGGCUGGCCCUGAUCGCCUUCGUCUUCCGGCCGGUUUCUGGGGCGAGGAGCGCUCUCCUCGCCGGACCUCCGGGCUCCGAUGGCUCCGCGAGGGCUUGCGGACGAGGCUGGACGCUGGUGGGGACUCGCUCUCGGCUUGGCAGCCUUCUUCCUCCCAGGUGCCCACGCCCAGAUGGUGCAGGUGAACGACUCCAUGUACGGGUUCGUCGGCACCGACGUGGUGCUGCACUGCAACUUCGCCAACCCGCUGCCCAGCGUGAAGAUCACCCAGGUCACCUGGCAGAAGGCGACCAACGGCUCCAAGCAGAACGUGGCCAUCUACAACCCGGCCAUGGGCGUCUCGGUGCUGGCCCCCUACCGCGGCCGCGUGCAGUUCCUGCAGCCCUCCUUCACCGACGGCACCAUCCGCCUCUCCCGCCUCGAGCUGGACGACGAGGGCGUCUAUAUCUGCGAGUUUGCCACCUUCCCUGCGGGCAACCGAGAGAGCCAGCUCAACCUGACCGUGAUGGCCAAACCCACCAACUGGAUCGAGAGCAGCCAGGCAGUGCUCCGUGCGGAGAAGGGGCGGGACGAGAAGGUCCUGGUGGCCACCUGCACCUCGGCCAACGGGAAGCCGCCUGGUGUGCUGUCCUGGGAAACGCGGCUGAAGGGGGAGGCUGAGUACCAGGAGGUCCGGAACCCCAACGGCACGGUCACCGUUGUCAGCCGCUACCGCCUGGUGCCCGGCCGGGAGGCCCACCUGCAGCCCCUGGCCUGCGUCGUCAACUACCACCUGGACCGCUUCCGGGAAAGCAUCACCGUGCACGUGCAGUACGAGCCUGAGGUGACCAUCGAAGGGUUUGAUGGGAAUUGGUACCUGCAGCGGAUGGACGUGAAGCUCACCUGCAAAGCCGACGCCAACCCCCCGGCCACCGAGUACCACUGGACCACGCUGAACGGCUCUCUGCCCAGGGGCGUGGAGGCCCAGAACAGAACCCUCUUCUUCAGGGGACCUAUCGACUACAGCCUGACGGGGACCUACGUCUGCGAGGCCACCAACCCCAUCGGCACCCGCUCGGGCCAGGUGGAGGUCAACAUCACAGAAUUCCCCUACACCCCGUCGCCUUCGGAGCACGGGCGGCGGGCCGGGCCGGUGCCCACGGCCAUCAUCGGGGGCGUGGCGGGGAGCGUGCUGCUGCUGCUGCUGGUGGCCGGGGGCGCCGUGCUGGCCCUGCGCCGGCGCCGCCACACCUUCAAGGGCGACUACAGCACCAAGAAGCACGUGUACGGCAACGGCUACAGCAAGGCGGGCGUCCCCCAGCACCACCCGCCGCUGGGCCAGAGCCUGCAGUACCCCGACGACUCGGACGACGAGAAGAAGCCCGGCCCGCUGGGGGGCAGCAGCUGCGAAGAGGAGGAGGAGGAGGAGGGCGGCGGGGGGCGCGCGUGCAAGGUGGGGGGCGCGCACCCCAAGUACGACGAGGACGCCAAGCGGCCCUACUUCACGGUGGACGAGGCCCAGGCCUGUCAGGACGGCUACGGGGACCGGACCCUGGGCUACCAGUACGACCCCGAGCAGCUGGACUUGGCGGAGAACAUGGUUUCUCAGAACGAUGGGUCUUUCAUUUCCAAGAAGGAGUGGUACGUGUAGUCCCUCCCAGAGCUCGGUCUGCGCCCCCUCCGCCCGCACGCCCCCGCCCCUCCCCAGCGACCCUCCCGGACCCCCAGGGACGGCCCACACGCCCUCCGGAGAGCCGGGGCCUGGGCAGAGCCCUGGUUCUGAUCCCCGGUCCCACCCUCCCCGCGUGUCCUCUCUGUGGCCUGGACGUCGCUGCGCCUCCUGUGCCUGGCGGUGCCCUGCGCUGGUCUCACCUCGUGCACCUGGGCACCCAGCCCUCCAGGGCCCGGGAGCCCCCUCCCCACCCAACACUGGAAUAUCUCUGUUCUCCACUGGGGAGCAGGCCGGAGGGCCUCCCUGAGGAAGAGCCUCCCCCACACGCUGCUCCCCGUUCCCACGGAGAGGGCGCCCGGCCCGUGGGAGUGGACGCGGCCGGAGUUGGAGCCGGUCUAGACCCGAGAGGCAGGGGCGCGCCCAGGGCGCCGUGAGGCUGUUACAGAGACCGGAGGCCCCAGGGUCGUGGGCAGCGUGCUCUCCUGGGGAGGCUGGUGGCAUAUUCCCUCCUCGUCCUGCAGAGGGAUGUCCUACACGACCCUCCUUGCCACCUCAGCCUGUCCCCACAGAGGGCGGCCACACCCCCACUCACCUCUACCGACACAGACACACGCCACCCGCGUCUGCUUCCGCACCCCUGGGUCACAGGCCUCCUCCCCUUCCCACCCGUGCUUCCCCCGGACCUCGGGCUGGCCCUGAACCGCUCCUUACAGCACCAAGCCUCUCGGAUCUCCUUACCUAGCCAGUCCCAGCAACGCAUUUCCUUGGGGUCAGGGUUGGGGUCCCUGAGUGAGAGGUGAGCGGCACCCAUGUGGAGGGGGCACGGCCUGGGAGGAGGGAGCCUUGCGGGAGGAACUCAGACUCCGGAGGGUGUGGGGCGCACCUCACCCACUGAGGCCAGAAAGUGCGAGGGGACGCGGGAGCCGGGGGUACUGAGUCUGAAGCUCCUGCCUGCUCCUGCUCCCCACACCACUUCCUGCUCAGCUGUCCCUGGGCCUCUGGGAGAAGCUGUCCCUUUGAGCUGCAUGUUCCGCGUGCAUAGGCCCAAGUUCCUGUCAGUCACCCACCCCAGUCUCCACAGAGGAGCAAGGCCCGCCCCGCCCUUGGUCCCUCCUCAAAGUGCCUCAGGUCCUCCCUCUGCCCCUCACAGCCCCGGCUCUGGGUGGAGACACUGGGGUGGGGAGGCGGGGUCACACCUGCCCACUGGGGUUCUGGUGAACUUGGCCCAGCUGUCUGAAGCCCUAUGGGAUGGCAAGUGCUGGGAGGAGGGGCAGAUGGCUCUGUGCCCCCCAGGCACCAGCUUGCCCUUCCUUAGGCUUCCCAAGGGAGGUCCCCCCCCCACCACCGCCCUAUUUCUCCCUUCUCUGGUGCUGCUAUGGGACCCCUGGCCAGCUCCUGGCAACCUUGGGCCCCGCAAUUGGGCCACCCUCACCCGGCCCCCACGCCCCACCAGCCACCCAGUAGCCACGUAGCAGAGAUCUGAAGCCAUGGCAGCCCUGGGGCCACCCUCCCCUCAGCACUGAGGGUGCUGGAUGGGAUGCAGUCGGGGGAGAAAAUUCUGGGGUCUUUCCAGCCACAGAGAAGAGGGAGGGAGGGAGGGAGGGAGGGGCUGCUUCUCCCAGCAGGAUUAGCCCCCAGGGGAGGGGCCUUCUCCAUGUGACAGCGCUGUCCAUCCUAUGGACAGUGACCCCACCCAGCUUCCUCACCCCAAGCAGGGGGAAAUCCCGGGGGCCUACCUGGUGGAGGCAUUCUCUGUCCCCUUGAAACCGUAAGACUGAAAGGAUUCCUCCUCUGUUGAUGCUACCACUGCCACCCCCUUUUCUCACUUGAUGAUGGACUUUGGAGGCCCCUGGGCCCAGCCAAAGCACGGAGCACCCCCCACCCCCCAGGACACCUCCACCCCCUCCCCCAAGCAAAGCACAAAUCAUGGUGCAUGGGCCAUGAGGGACCCCUGCCUGGCCGGGAGCCCGCUGCACCCUUCCCCCGGGAGAGCUGCCGCCCACGGCCAAAAGUGGGCGCAAGGCAGGGUCUGCACCGGGGCCUGGGGAGAUGGGGUUUUCUGUGCCCAAGUCUGCAGGGAGCUGAGCUCGGCUGUGGGGCCCAGACAGCCCAGCUGGCCCGGGGAGCAGUGGCCCAGCGGGGGAAGGGGGGGCGGGCGGCAUUGCUUCUCUGUGACACCAGCACCGCUGAGCCCCAGCCCGUCCUGGCUGGAGAUGAGAUGAACUUGGUAUUCACGGUGCCAAGACCUCCCGCUGUCAUCCUGCCUCUGGGUGCCCUGUCCCGGCCCACCCCGACCUCCCUGUACCCGUUUUCUUAAAAUUUUGAUACUGUUGUAACGCGGAGCAGACCACCGAGCCUCUCAGGAGGACGGUGUGAAGAGCGCAGCGCGGGGAUGCGUGCGGGCGGCCUCCGCAGGCCCACACGGGCACGUGGGGCGCGUGCACCUCCGGCAGCCCCGGCACAGGCCCCGCACACUCACAGGCGUGCAGGCACCGGGCACCAGAGCAAUGGGCAGAGGGCAGGCUCCCGGGAGCGCCAGCCCCUCCAUGUGCCCAGGGCACUGGUGCCAUCGACCUGCCACCCUCCAAGCGGAGGAACCAGGAUGGGAGGGGGGGCCCUCCUCGCAGCAGCGGGAGGUCCCCGCAGCCCACGGGGAGGGCGCCUGGGCCUGGCUGCUCCUGCUGCUGCGAGGAGGGGGUUCUGGCCCCCCCCCCCAGAGGGCGUUGUUUUGUACAAAUGAAAACAAGACCCGGGAGAAGCUGCCCCUCCCCUGAGCGCGAUGCACAAGCUUUGCCUCGGUUUCUCCUCGCCAUUUUCAUCUUCGGUCCCAGGGGCGCCUCAGUCUCCUGGUUCCGACCCGGGGGUGUUGGCCUCGCCCCCUUUUACUUGUAUUAGAAAAAACUCAUGGUUUGAAAAAUACUUUUUAUAAUAAAGUGUUGAAAACAA
Molecule: messenger RNA, 5330 nt
Organism: Myotis daubentonii (Daubenton's bat)
Lineage: Eukaryota; Metazoa; Chordata; Mammalia; Chiroptera; Vespertilionidae
Gene: NECTIN1
Product: nectin cell adhesion molecule 1
Biological process (GO): heterophilic cell-cell adhesion; protein localization to cell junction; homophilic cell-cell adhesion
Cellular component (GO): adherens junction
Source: RefSeq, a predicted model, not a curated record